UCAGUGUGACUGAGAAUCAGGCGGAACGACAGAGAGUGAGAGAAACGGAGCGCGCGCGCCGCACUGAUCGGAGACUGAAAACUCCGUUCCGCGCGCAUCGAUCAUCAAUCAAAUGGAUUUCUUUAAAUGAUCCAUUUAAAUUAUAUAGUCAAGAACUAUUGCUGAAAUCUACUUGAAUAUAUGACUAUGUAAUAACAGAUACAAAUUUAACUGGGUAGUCCAGUGACACCUGCAUUCCGAAGCGCAUGUCUUGCUCUCCGAUCGUCGUACCGAAAGGGAUUCGGUCUUAAUGCGGUGUUUACCUGUUAUCAAUUAUAAUGGCAGAGCUGGAAGUUUUGAGAAAUGCCAGUUUUGAGAAGGUUGAGCGAUGCAUGAGUGUGAUGCAGUCGGGGACUCAGAUGGUGAAGCUGAAGACGGGUUCUAAAGGUCUGGUCCGACUCUUCUAUUUGGAUGAACACCGUUCCUGUAUACGCUGGAGACCAUCACGCAAGAGUGAGAAAGCCAAGAUCACCAUCGACUCACUCUACAAGGUCACAGAAGGGCGUCAAUCUGACAUCUUCCAUCGCCAUGCGGAAGGAAGCUUUGAUCCCAGCUGCUGUUUUACUAUUUACCAUGGCAACCACAUGGAGUCUCUGGACUUGGUUACCUCAAACUCGGAGGAAGCGCGGACAUGGGUGACCGGACUCAGAUAUUUGAUGGCUGGUAUUAGUGAUGAAGACUCACUAGCUAAGAGGCAGCGUACACACGACCAGUGGAUGAAGCAGACCUUUGAGGAGGCUGAUAAGAAUGGAGAUGGUCUUUUGAACAUGGAGGAGAUCUACCAGCUUUUACACAAGAUGAAUGUCAACUUGCCUCGAAGGAAAGUUAAACAGAUGUUCCAGGAAGCAGAUACUGAUGACCAGCAGGGCACACUGACGUUUGAGGAGUUCACGGUCUUCUAUAAGAUGAUGUCAUUAAGACGAGACCUUUUUCUAUUGCUCAUGUGCUUCAGCGACAAGAAGGAUCAUCUGACUGCAGAAGAACUCGGGAACUUUCUGCGUGUGGAGCAAAAGAUGUCCAGUGUGACCCCUGAGUGCUGCCUGGACAUAAUCAAUAAGUUUGAAGUCUCUGAGGAGAACAAGCAGAAUGGAGUUCUUGGAAUCGAAGGCUUCACCAACUACAUGCGGAGCCCAGCCUGUGAUGUAUUUAACCCUCAACACCACGAGAUCAAUCAGGACAUGGAUCAGCCUAUUUGUAACUAUUUCAUAGCUUCCUCUCAUAACACUUACCUGACUGGAGACCAGCUGUUGUCUCACUCCAAGACAGACAUGUAUGCAUGGGUCCUGCAGGCUGGCUGUCGCUGUGUGGAGGUGGAUUGUUGGGACGGUCCGGAUGGGGAGCCUAUGGUCCAACACGGUUACACUCUGACUUCGAAGAUCACCUUUAAAUCUGUCAUUGAGACCAUCAACAAAUACGCCUUUGUAAACAACGAGUUCCCUGUGAUCCUGUCCAUAGAGAAUCACUGCAGCAUUCAGCAGCAGAAGAAGAUCGCUCAGCACCUCAAGGAGAUCUUCGGAGACAAGCUUGAUGUGGGGGAGGCCCUGAACAAAGACCCCAAGCAGCUCCCUAGCCCCAAUUUGCUGAAGGGCAAGAUACUCUUGAAGGGGAAGCGCCUUCCUUCGUACCUGUCGGCAGAUGCUGAAGAGGGUGAGGUGUCUGAUGAUGACAGUGCUGAUGAGAUUGAAGAUGAUUUUAAGCUAAAAAAUAGCACGUCUAAUGGGCCUAGUCAGCACCAAGUGGAGUCCCACAUCAGGAAGAAACUAGACUCAUUGAUGAAAGAGUCUCAGAUUGGGGACAAAGAGGACACAGACAGUUUCUCUAUCCGUGCGCUGCUUCGUGCCACUCACGAGGGCCUCCAAAGAAACCUACGCAAGAAUUCCAAAGACGGCAUGAAGAAAUCCCAGAGCCGUUCCUUUAUCAGCAACCUCAAGCACAAGAGGCACUCUAAAUCAAGGCUUAAAUGUCAAAGUGUUGAAACAGAAGAUGACAGCCAGCAAGAGCCAUCAGGUGGACAGUUCAACAGAGGUGGACGGAGAAGGAAAACAAUAAAGCUAAGCAGAGAUCUUUCAGAUCUGGUGGUCUUUACCAAUUCUGUUGCCUCUCAGGAGUGUUUAGAUGAGGGAUCACCCUGUAAUGUUUUGUCAUUUAGUGAGGCACGAGCUCAGAACUUGGUGCACCAUCGAGCAGAGCGCUUCUUGACAUUCAACCAACGACAGCUUUCUCGAAUCUAUCCCUCUGCCUACCGAAUCGACUCCAGCAACUUUAACCCACAAACAUACUGGAAUGUGGGUUGCCAACUUGUGGCUUUAAACUACCAGACAGAGGGUCGUAUGAUGCAGUUAAACAGAGCCAAAUUCAUGGUGAAUGGAGGUAGUGGUUAUGUGCUCAAACCCAGCCUGAUGUCAAAAGGCGCCUUCAACCCUCUAAGUGAUGAACCACUUCCUGCAAAUCCUAAGAAACAGCUCGUGAUAAAAAUCAUUAGUGGACAGCAGCUGCCCAAACCUCCAGAUUCAAUGCUAGGGGACCGUGGUGAGAUCAUCGAUCCAUUUGUUGAGGUGGAGAUUAUUGGUCUGCCUGUGGAUUGCUGUAAAGAGCAAACCAGAGUUGUGGAUGAUAAUGGAUUUAACCCUGUGUGGGAAGAGACUCUGUCCUUCACACUUCACAUGCCUGAGGUGGCUCUGGUUCGCUUUCUGGUCUGGGAUCAUGACCCCAUUGGACGAGACUUUGUGGGCCAGAGAACCAUAGCUUUCAGCAGUCUAAUGCCAGGAUAUAGACACGUUUAUUUGGAGGGAAUGACAGAAGCAUCCAUUUUUGUCCAUAUCACAGUGCAUGACAUCUAUGGGAAGUGGAGUCCUUUAGUCCUCAAUCCAAGCUAUACCAUAAUGCACUUGCUAGGAGCUAAUAAGGGACGCCAGCUUCGGGGUUUUAGAGGGUUAUUUAAUAGAAGUUCCAAGUCCUCUGUAGACACACAUAAUGGAGUUCCACCUCGUAAACGAUCCAUAACUGAUCACCUUCUUCGGAGGACUGCCAGUGCCCCUGCAAAAGGCCGCAAAAAGAACAAGAUGCCAUUGGCUGAAGCUACAUAUGACAGAAAGCAGAGCACUGAAGAUUCUCAGAGCACUUUUGUAGAGAAGAGGAUGGGGAACAGAAAAGCACUACAGCAUCGCCCAGCAUCCAUGCCCCUGGAUAAACUCCUGCACAGUAACCUCAACCUGUCCACUCCUGAGCAGGAGGAGUCUGAUCCUGGAGCAGACACGAUCAUUGAUUCUUUCCUCCGUGAGAAGCCCAGAUCCAUUUCAGUGGAUCUUCUUUUUGAAACUUCUGCCUUCAAAGAACCUGAUUCCCAUGAACUUUCUGCUGAUCACAUUCAAGACUUUGACACUGAGCCCAAAGAUUUAAAAGAAACUCCCUACUUGGUCAUCGAAGGCAGUAAGAACAGUCUGAGUGAUCCUCAAAAAGAACACUCAAGAGAUUUUGGGAAGAGUUUCACUGAAGGCGAUAAAUUAUGUUCUUCCAAAAGGCCAGCAGACCACUGGUCAGGUCCUUCAGAUCAGUGUAAUGGUGGCAGUAUCGUGCAAAGUGAAGGAAGAGAAUGUAGCCAAUUGGAAAGUGAUAAAAAGAACCUUCUAACAACCAAGGCAGCCACGUAUUCCUCAACCUCCUCUUCUUCCUAUUCUUCAGGUAACUUAACCAAAUCCCACUCUCCUAAAAUGGAUCUGCCAGACCAGAACAGUCAAAUGUCCCUCCAGGACAGUGCUCUGUCUCGCCUUAUUGAUGCUGUAUCGCUAGAGAAUGAAUAUGACACUUGUGGGUCCAUAUCUGCUCUGAUUGGCCAAUUUGAACUCACUGCUCAGCAGAACACUCAAAUUAUAUCCGAUUCGCAAUCCAUGAAACAUUCUCAUUCUCAUCUAAGCAAUGGUCUUUCUAGCACUCCACUUAAACUCACAGAAAAAUCUGUGUACACAGCUUCAGAUCCAACAAUGAGAUCUUCUAGUCCUGAAACUACUGAACCUGCUGUCUUUACCAUCUUAGAUGAGGAAGUGCUUUCUCCAGUAUCAACAAACAGCUUUUGUCAGAACCUUCCCAAUGAAUCUUCCAUGGUAAGUCAGGGAUCCUCACCCAUCAAAAAGCCUUUAGAAUGGACGGCUCAAAGAAAUCCAAAGGAAAGCAGUAGCAGUCAAAGUCCUUCCACUGAUUCUUUCAAGAACUUUGAUUUCAGAGGUUACAGAGAAACAUCAAUCAACAGUACAGCCUCUGAUCGAUUCUUAAUGUGCCAAGACUCCGUAAGCAGCAGUUUGAUGGAACUGGAAAUAAAUGUGGAUGGGGAUCCCUUGGACAACACCCUGACCCCUUUGAGACCUCUUCAAGAUUUUAGAAGAGUUCAAAGCUUAAACGAGACUUCCCCCUAUCACUUGUCAAGACUUGAACCAACGCAUCUCCACAAAUCUUCAUACCAUCCCACUCCUGCUCACUUCACAGACGCGUCACUAUUUCACAGACACAACCAGUUUCUACACAAAAGUCCGAUCUCCAGCACACACAUUUCUGGUAAAUCCCAGCCAAGGAAGUUUAACUGUUAUAAUGACAUUGGUAGAUUUCCACCUAGUAACAGAAUAGAUAGUGCAGAUAGAAGGCACCAGGACACAAGAGAUCGAAACAGCUUGAUCAGCAGAGCAGAACGUUUACACAAAUCUCCAGAAUGUCUCACAAAGACAAAAGGCUGCAAUAAUUCCAUAGAAAGGGACAUCUACGGCACAACUGUAUCUGACUAUGACAUGAUUUCAGUUGAAUUGCAGGACUACUGUUCCCAGCCAUCCCCAUAUAAUCAGGCCUUUCCUGUAGCUCCUUCUCAGAUCAGUGGACUCUCCCAAGCUGCUUCUGCCAAGUCUAAGAGCCUGGGAGAUCUAACAUCUGAAGACAUUUCAUGUAACUUUCAAAGCAAGUACAAGUCAAUCAGCCGAAGUUUUGUCACUCCUGCAAUGCAAGACCAAAGACGGGUGAGUGGGUUGUCUGGUCGUCCAAAAUCUGCCGAUCCCUUAACUGAGCAGCUUCGUAAACUUGUGACAUUGGAACAUGAAGACUUUACAUGUGCCCCUUGUUCUCAACCCACCCCGAAACCUCUUUCAGUACUGCCAAUGUGCUCUUCUCAGAGAUUGGCUGAUGAUCCUGAAGACCCUCCACCAUUUCUGUCAAGGCGACUGUCAUCCCGCAGUCAAAGUCGUGUUCGUCAUAUAGCCAGUCGUGCACGUGAAAGACAACAAGAGGCCUUUAAACAACGGCCUGUUGAAGGUACCCUGGACGUAGUACUCCGCAAUAAACCAGUGUCCUCCCAAUACCAUCCACCAAAUAGACACUCUACAGGCUCAUAUAUCGCUGGUUACCUGGACCAGUUGGGUACUGAGUCUCGAGGCUUGCCUGAAGGAGCCUGUACCUCGCUACACUAUGGAUACAGAGAUCAGUACUAUAAUGACGAUUCUGUUCUCCCUCCUGAUUUCUCCAAUCCAUCGGAACCUGAGGUGUUCUUCCUGCUUAGACUUUGACUUUGCAUCUCACCCAUUGUUUAGACUGUGCAUGUAUUUCGUAGUAACAACUGCAACUACAUGUAGCAGGACACUUCCAGAAAUGUGUAGAAUAUCAUAAAACAGUCUCUCAGGCCCCGUUUACACUAAUACAUUUUAAUUUUAAAACGCCUAAGUUUUUCUUUGAUUACGGCUUCCGUCCACACUACCCCGGAGUUUUCGAGCCCCAAAAUCUGAGCAUUUUCAAAAUGCUAUAGAGGGAGGUCAUUUUCAUUUAAAACACUGCUGCUCUGGUGUAGCUGCAGGCCAAGUUCAGUCUUGCAUCCUUUCCUUGUAAGUUUAGACAUCACAAGUUUAAUAUGGAAAACAAACUCCUGUGGACACCCCGGGGAAAUCUUUAAAGGGAACAGUGUACUUUAUAACAACUUUCACAUCACCCUGGCUAUGCUGUAUUAUCUUAACAAUAAAAAGAAAGCAUGGUAUGAAAAACUGCCGAUUUUCAUUUUAAUAUUAACAACUUAACAGACACCAAAAAUAUCUUGGCGUUUUGUAGCUACAUAUUUAUAGGACCAUCAUCUUCAAUUUAUGCAUAUUUAUAACAAUGUUGAGCCUAUAACAUAUAACUGUCUCCUUUAAUAAUUGAAAAAAUAUGAAACACACCCUGUCUCUGUUGCUGAAUAUCAGUUUUAAUAAUCAAUAAUGUUCAUUUAAAGUAUAAUGUACAAUAAGUUUAUAGUUAUAGGAAAAAAAGUCAAGCAGCCAGUCACAUGUGCAGACUUAGGUAACAUGGGUAUAUAAAUGAAUAUAUUAAAGAGCCCCUAUUUUGCCUUAAAAAACGGUCAUAUUUUGGUUUUAAGGAUUUCCAACAUCAUGCUGAUAUGCGUGCAAGGUCAAAAAUACUUUCAUUGUCUUAUAAUAUGCAUUUAUUUUUACCUCAUUAUCCCAGCGACUCCCUUAUGAAUCGUUCUGCGAUUUCUUUGUUCCCAAACCCCUCCUUAGUGCGAUUCUAAUCUGCGAUGAUUGGUCCAAUGACCCAGUCUGUUGAGAUUGGUUCACUGCGUUAAGCAGGAGACAGAGAGAAAAGCCCUCCACGGCUAUGAAAUAGCAGCCAGAUUGUAUGAGAACCCAAUGCAGGAAUGCAAUAAAUAAAUGCAGUUAAAGACCAGCAUAUUCCUCUACUCUUAAACCUAACCCCAAGUAAUAACAACGAUACACAUUUAGUACUAAUUCACAUUAGCAAAAGUUGAACUAUUUAGAAAAUUGACCGCAUCACAUGUGUAGAAAUGGCUGAUGGUGGCCAUUGUAAAACAGCAGUGGAUCGCCAGUUCAGAAAUGCAUUUAAAUCGGUAAAGGAAGAAGCACGUGUCACGUUUUUAACGUGGUUUUGGACACGAUAUGUAAACAGCCCUAUACAGAUAUAACCUGACAGAUACAGUACAAGCACUGAUCUAUAAUAGAUACGUGAUUACAAGUUACAACACACAAUUAAACAUAUUUUGCCAACUAUACAAAAUGAGGCAACAAUUUCAAUUACACUUAUAUGUUAUGAUCUGGAGAAAGAAGAAACUGGUCCAUAUGAACUGUAAAAGUUACUCACAAAGUCCCUGUCAAAGUCUGAUAAAGUCCCAUAGUCUCUGCUGCUCCUUCAAUAGCAAACAGCCGACAAAUCUCGCGUUGCAGCUUAGGUUAUUGUAUCAAAAAUCAGAAAAUUACAAAAACAAACACAGCACUAGGUUGGCUAUACAAUGGUAUUGUUGUGAAAAUGAAGUUUAACCCUUUAUUCACUAAAGCCAGGGCCGGUGCGUCCAUAGAGGUAACCCAGGUGGCCGCCUAGGGUGGCAGAAUAGAGAGGAUGGCGUCUGCGACAUCUCCUCACUUUCGUCUGCGACAAUCCCCUCCACCGCCGCUAUCAUUCGCGCAAUCACACCCCAAUCUCUCGUUUUCACUUUCCGUUCGACGGCAGCAUGAUCAUCUUUUGCCUAGAGCACCAGUUCUUUCUCAUGAUCCCCUGCGCCUCCACUAGUGUGUGGAAGGAAAGCGCGCGCACGUUUUAACAGAACUGGAACUACAUCGACGUCGAUGCAAUCAAACAAAAGAUCCAAACCCAACUCGAUUAGUUUAUUCGACUAUGAGUCAAAUAUUUUGCUAAAGAAUCAAUAGUCUUAAACACGGUGCACUUUUAGAUUUAACCCUCAGCUGGAUGUUUUCAUUCACUUAGAUCUGUAUUACACACUGUAUGGAAGGUCAUUUUCAAAAACCCAUAAAAGGGGCUCUUUAACUUAUCUUUGCGCUCAGCCAAAACACAUUACCCGAGAAUAUAUAAUAUUCCAAAGUGUCAUUAGAUAGAGGCAAAAAUUAAUUAAAUAUUGUUUAACAAUUAUACUUAGAUGAGAUCCAGCGGUAGAUCCUUGAGGAACUGUCUGACGUGCAAAGCUCUCACCUGGGGAGAUGUGCUCAAAGCACCAGCAGACUGCCUGGAUCUCAGACCUCCGCAUUCGCUGCAGUGCAUGCCAGAGUGCGUGUAUGGUCACGAUAUAAUGUGGACAGAUAGCUUUUCAUAAAUGCUAGGUGAAACGCCAGUGUUGACAUAGAUUGUUUUCUUCUAAAAUGCCAUUUUAAAACUAAAACAUAUUAGUGUAAACGGGCCUUACAUGUGCUACCCUGCUCUAUGAACAAAUUACUUUCGAUAUUUGUGGUCCUUGUCAUGCUUGAAUGAAAUAUCUUGUUCAAAAUGUGUACUGUCUCAAAGUAAAACAACAAUAAUAAUAAUAAUAGUAGUAAUAAUAAUGAUAAUAAUAAAACAGUAAAUGACUGAAUUGGAUAUCUCUUUGAGACAGUUUUGAUGUUGUCGACUAUUGGUUCUUUUUUAGACUACAUAAUACAACAAAAUCAUGAAGGGGCUUCAAUUUUUAUUCAGUCUUCCUGUGUAUUAUGUUGUUUAUAUGUCUGUGUAGUAUGUGCAUACUUUGUUGGUACAUUUAUCGACAGUCGAAGCACUAUGGUUUUUUAUGUAUGUUUGAAUUUACUGUGACAUUUUUCUUUAGCAUGUGAAGCGUAAACAUUUUAAGCAUGACUAUGCACAGACCUGUAGAUGCUGUGCUUUGAUUUUGCACAGAAUGAUUCUGUUGUAUUGAAUGCAAUACAUCACAUUUACCUGCUUGCUAACUUGCUUGCUUUCUAAUAGUCAUGAAUUUAAAGAAGACUGAAACUCUUCUUCAUACUCUAAAGUUGUAUGGUUAAAGUUUUAUUUUUAUAAUUGCUUUGAUACAGAGAGCAAAAAUAAUGUUUGUUAGAAUUGUUUAUUUUAUUUUUGUUUUGUUUUUGUUUGUUUUUUGUAGAAAUUCUCCCCCAAUUGCCCUGUGCUAUAAGGCAUUAAGUCUCUUCUUUUUACUGCUUCUCAUCCAAGAUGAGUGUAAGCAUUUUCCUACCAUUGCAAUAAAAAAUGAAAUGUUUGCUAUGAGGUAAAACAUA
This is a messenger RNA of Danio rerio (zebrafish), 9029 nucleotides long. The record is from RefSeq and is a predicted model, not a curated record. NCBI's taxonomy places the organism in Eukaryota, Metazoa, Chordata, Actinopteri, Cypriniformes, Danionidae.